AUGAAAUUAAUUCAAAAUCAAUUUGGUUCUAUAAUAUAUCAACGUUAUAUUAAUGAUAUAUUUACAACUAAGAAUUCGGAUUAUAAUCCAUAUAAUACUGAUAAAGAUAAAUUUAAAUUUGAAAAAGCUUAUAAAAAAAGUUUGCGUUUUCUACGAUCACAUUGUAAUAAUUGGGAAUAUAAUUUAUUAAAUGUUAAAGAUAAUUCAAAUGGUAUUGUUUAUAAAAGAAAAUAUAAUUUAAAAGUACAUCCAUCUACAAAUGAAUUAAAAAUGGCAAUGAAUAUUCAAAAAUUUAUUCAAUACAAUAUAAAUAAAUAUAAUUAUUGUUUAAACGAACAAAACAUCAAUCAUAUAUCAUUGUAUGAAAAUGAAUGUAUUUUGAUUUAA
This is a messenger RNA of Didymodactylos carnosus, 387 nucleotides long. The record is from the annotation of a GenBank genome assembly. NCBI's taxonomy places the organism in Eukaryota, Metazoa, Rotifera, Eurotatoria, Philodinida, Philodinidae.